Molecule: messenger RNA, 2663 nt
Organism: Stegastes partitus (bicolor damselfish)
Lineage: Eukaryota; Metazoa; Chordata; Actinopteri; Pomacentridae
Gene: cdr2a
Product: cerebellar degeneration-related protein 2a
Exons: 7
Coding region: 81-1475 (464 amino acids)
Source: RefSeq, a predicted model, not a curated record
UCUCACGCCGGCAGGAUGUAGUUUGUACACUCACACCUGAAGCUGCUGCACUGAACACACCGGUGCGUCGGGCUCUGACAAUGUUGACCGACGUCAUUCUGGAGGAAGAGUUUGAGAAGAAUGGGCAGAACUGGUUCGACCAGCAGGACCUGGAACACGAUCUCCAUCUGGCAGCGGAGCUGGGGAAAACCCUCCUCGACAGGAACCAUGACCUGGAGCAGGCCCUGCAGCAGAUGUACUCCACCAACGAGGACCAGCUGCAGGAGAUCGAGUACUUGACCAAACAGGUGGACCUGCUGCGUCAGAUGAACGACCAGCAUGCCAAAGUGUACGAGCAGCUGGACGUGGCCGCCAGGGAUCUGGAGCAAAGCAACCGGAGACUAGUGCAGGACAGCCGCCUGGCCCAGCAGAAGAUCCACAGUCUUACAGAAACCAUCGAUGGGCUUCAGAGCCACAUGGAGGAGCUGCAGAUCCAGGUGGAGGAGCUAAAGACUGCCCAGGCAGAGCGAAACAAGAGAGAUCUGGCCGAGCAGCGACGCAACCUCGGAGCACAGAGCGUGUCCUGCCUCAAGGAGCUGUACGACCUGCAGCAUGACAGGUAUCCAGCCCACGAUAACCAGCGCUUCGACGGACUCUGGUCGCCUCAGAGCUCCUUCUGUGACACAGACAGAAAUCCGGACCCCGAGCAGGAGAACCAGGCCCUGCAGCGCUCCGUCCAGACCCUCCAGGGCCAGAUCGCCGUGGAGCGGAGCCGCAGGGAGGCUGCCGAGCAGGAGAUCGAGCUGACCGCCACAGAGAACAGGAGUCUGGAGCAGCGUCUGGCCCUGCUGGUGGGCUGCCGGGUCAGGCAGCAUGAGCUGGAGGCCGAGGUGGAGCAGCUGAGGCUUCUGUGGCGCGCUGACUGUGCUAACAGCGUCAGAAGACCGGAGCAGCUCCUGGUGCCCGACACGGUGUUCUUUGGCUCUGAGGAAAGGUCCGGCCCAGGGCAGAGUGAGGCGGAGGAGAACGUAGAAAAGGUGGAGAAUCAGAGCAGAUCCAGCCGACAGAGGUGUAACAGCGACAGCGUUCUGAAAGCAACGAACCCAGAUGAGAUUCGCCGCGGUCACGAGCUGCUGUGCGUCAGGCGAGCGGAGGCGGUGAAGCAGAGGGGCAUCUCUCUGCUCAACGAGGUGGACGCUCAGUACAGCGCGCUGCAGGUGAAAUACGAUGAGCUGCUGCAGCGGUGCCAGCAGGCAGCAGACGGACUCAGCCAUAAAGCCGUCCAGACGUCCAGCAGCACCUCUGCGAGCAGCCGGACCCGCCGCCGCCUGUCCAGCUCAGCUGCCCUGUCGGACCUGCCAGCGGUUUUGGAGGACGGCCAGCAGCCGGAGUACAAGACUCUCUUCAAGGAGAUCUUCACCUGCAUCCAAAGGACCAAAGAGGACCUGAGCGAGAACAGACAUCCAGUCAGGGAUUCCCAGAGUUCUGCCAAAUGAUUGCUCUUCAUCAUCCUGGGACUUGAUCUGUGAAAGGCUUGAUUAAGUCGAAAGUUUGAGGUUGCUUUGCUAUAAAACUAUUCAGAGGGCGUAGAUGCUCUGAGAACGUUUGAGCUUCUUAGACACGCUGUGUUUGCUUCUGUCAGUCUGCACUGUUGCUUUUAUUCCGUCCUCGUUAUAUUAAGCACCUUUUAUGAUAUUUGAUGCAUUCCAGAAAGCUACAGAUGACUAAAGAGUAUUCUACCUGGAAAUAAUUUCACUGAAAUUUAAAAAAAAACAACAACAUUUGAGCAGCUUGACCUCCAGAUCCACCAGUAUUACGUCCUGCCUCCGUGCUUGUGUAACGUUCACCCUGUGAUUAUUGGCUGUCGGGGCUACGCGGGGUUUUGUCUGUGAGCUGGAGAACAGCUGAUGAUGUUUGAAAAUGGGUUGUGUAAUCAGAAAUGUUGGAAUGUUGUAAGAGGAUGAAGAACCGUAGUGGCGUAAUCGGGAAGGACUCAGGAGUUUAAGAUAAUUAGCUUAACAGUUGGUGUAGGUUUGGUUUCGAGGGUCUUCGGCACGUCGAUGUAAGUGGACACUGGAGAACCAACAGCUUCAUGCACGCUGGCAGGACACACUUUAUACACCUGAAUCACGUUUUAUUUAUUUAUUAACAGAUAUUUAGAGACUAUUUAUUUUCUUUAUUGCCAGUUUUUUUUGUUUGUUUGUUUGUUUAGAGCAGAUUUGACUGGAGGUAAAAGUACAUGUACACUGGGGUGUUUGUUCUGUAGUUGUAUAUAUUAUUUCUGACUAGUGGAAAGCACAAAAGAAAUGUUGCGCUUCAGUAAACGGUCUCCUCUACCAUCACCUGUUGUAAUAUUUCUCCUGAUUCGGCCGUCUUCUGCUAUGUUAUGGUGACAUGGAACAGAAACUGCAUGAACCUGUAGAACUGAUGUGAGGCUGUUGUUGGAGCUCGGAGUCAGACUGUAUGCAGGAACGAUGGAAAACGUCCAGGAGCUCAGCUGUUAUUGUCUGAACUCCAAACAGUGUUCUGUGGGUGUCGUCUGACUGUCGCUGUCUGUGCUACACGGUGCUCGUCAGACAGAAGAUGAACAAUGCUGAUGUAUUAAAAUACACUUUAGUUUGUUUUCAACUGGUGCAGAAGGCACGUUUCACUGGAAACUAACCAGUAAAAGCAUUGAUUCGGGA